This is a messenger RNA of Penicilliopsis zonata CBS 506.65, 1374 nucleotides long. RefSeq lists its product as hypothetical. Bases 1 to 1374 code for a protein of 457 amino acids. Lineage: Eukaryota; Fungi; Ascomycota; Eurotiomycetes; Eurotiales; Aspergillaceae. The transcript is spliced from 3 exons. The record is from RefSeq and is a predicted model, not a curated record. Gene Ontology annotation, cellular component: mitochondrion.
AUGGACGAUGGCAACGAGGUCAUAGCAAAGAUUCCGUGUCCAAAUGCCGGCCCACCCUCGCUGACCACAGCUUCUGAGGUUGCCACUCUGAAGUUUCUACGUUCUAGGACGUCUAUUCGGGUCCCGGAAAUUUUUGCCUGGAGCUCUGACGCUGCCAAUCCGGUCGGCGCGGAGUUUAUAAUCAUGGAAAAGAUUAGGGGAGUUGCCUUGUCAGAGACAUGGGAGGUAAUGAGCACCUUGGAGCGCUACAAAAUAAUCGACCAAGUUGUACAAAUUGAGAAGGAGCUUGGCAAUAUCUCAUUUCCAGCAUACGGCAGUCUUUUUCUUCGUGACUCGUUACCUGCUGCGUGUCGACAGUAUCCGCUACCUGCAGAGCUAGAUCCGGAAGGACUAUUUUGCAUUGGACCGUCCUGUAAACGAACCUGGUGGCACGGCAAUUUCGUUGACAUAUUCCAAUCGGUGUCAAAAGAUAUAGGCCCUUGGACGUCCUUCCCAGAAUAUGCGCUAUCGAUUAUCCAGCGAGAGCUUGCUCAUAUUAGAAGUUCAAGAGCGGAGGUGCAACGCCAACUCCAUAAAUUCGACGAAUCCCAGUCGAUCGAUGAAUAUGAAAGUCUUCUGGAAAAAGUGAACAUGGCCCUACCAAUUUUGUCUUGCGACCCACGCGUGGCAGACGCUUCAGACCCUGUAGUGUGGCAUACUGACUUACAUCUGGGAAAUAUUUUUGUUUCACCAAAUGAGCCUAGUAUUAUUGAAGGAAUUAUUGAUUGGCAAUCAUCUCAGAUUUGUCCUUUGUUCAUACAAGCUCGCUUCCCCGAGUUCCUUACGCCACCCAAGGGCUACACUUUUGGCCCCGACUUACCCGCCUUACCGGACGGUUUCGAUGACCUUAGUCCCGAGCAAAAGGAUCAGGCUGCCAACGAGAAUGAGUUAGCUUCGAGGUCAAAAUAUUACGAGAUGUCCAGCCUUGCACAUAAUUAUCGCAUUUAUAAUGCUAUGAAACUUGACUCCAGGUUGUGGGAGCCCUUCACUUACUGCCAACUAUUCUCCCAGGGUAGCUUGUUUCCCCUACGCCGUUGUUUGAUUCGUUUAUACCAGGACUGGUCUUCGCUGGGGCUCCCGGGCAGCUGCCCCUUUCUGAUAUCAGAAAAUGAUCUUGAAAGGCACGAUGAACAAAAAUUGCAAUAUGAGGACAGGCUUUAUCUGUGUGAUCUUGUGAAGAGCCAGCUUUUCACUGAUGAUGCUGGCUGGGUUUCGAAUGGCCGAUGGGAAGCGACAAAAAAGGCAAAUAAGGAACUGUACAAUAUGUAUAUUGAAACAAUGAGUGAAGAGCUCACGCCUCAAGCAGCCGCGAAAAACUGGCCUUUUCCGCCGUAA